AUGUUUGUUUCGUUUUAUUCUUUGUGCAUCUCUAACUUAUUAUUUGUAAUCGUUGAAUCAGAUCUGAGUAUUGGACUGCUGAAAAAGACAGGAAAUAGUCCGAAACCAAAUGGCUAUGGUAAUCGACCACGUGGAGUGCCCUUUUCACGUGGACCUUUCUAUACUACGGGUGAAGUAUUUGCUUGCAUAGACAACUCAAAAGCGAUACCGUUUUCUCAAGUUAAUGAUAAUUAUUGUGAUUGUCAAGAUGGUAGUGAUGAACCAGGAACAUCUGCCUGUCCUAAUGGUAAAUUCCAUUGUUUAAAUCGUGGUUUUCUAGCUGAAGAUAUACCAUCGAGUCGAGUUAAUGAUCAGAUAUGUGAUUGUUGUGAUGGAAGCGAUGAAUGGGAUGGUGCAGUUGAUUGUCCUAACGUCUGUCAUGAAUUAGGAGCAAAAUAUCAGGAAAACCUACGUCAGAAAAUUGAAUUAGCGAAAAGGGGUUUUAUAAAACGAAUGGCAUUGGUUUCAGCAGGGCAGGAAUUAAAAACAGAAAAAUUGAAGCAACUGGAAACUUUAAGAAUUGAUUUUGAGAAUAUGAAAAAAUUGAAAGCAGAAGCUCAGAAAAAGCUAGAUGAAAUGGUACAUCUGGAAUCAGAAGCAAGGAAAAAACAUGAAGAAACUUGGGAAGAAGAAAAAAAGAAGCUAAAACGAAAUUAUGCUCAAGUACUGUUCGAUGCAUUGGAUCUUAAUAAAGAUGGAAAGAUUACGUUGGAAGAACUACGAUCGUUCAGAGUAUUUGACACUAAUAAUGAUAACAUAAUUUCUGAUGACGAAAUAAAGUAUGUUCUACCGGAUGAAAAGGAGGAGUGUGAUUUUGAAGUAUUUUUCGAAAGUGUUUACGAUAAUGUGCAUCAUCAUUUUGAAAAGUCAAAAGAAAAUGAGAAGAACGAAGAGGAAAAUAUUGAUCUCUCCCCUUCAUCUUCACCUGUGGAAACAGUAGUCACAGAUUCACCCGAUAAUGAUGCUUUGAAGCAGGUACUUGAAGAGAAGUCGGAAACAGUUGAUGAUCUCAGCAAGAACAUUCCUGUAAUUCCAAACCUUGAUUUAGAUAGACCAGUCUUUGAUGCAGAAACAGAAAGAAUAAUCAAAGAGGCGGAUGAUGCAAGGAAGGAAUAUGAAGAUGUUGAUAAACGCUAUAUGGAUCUUGACUCUUCUAUCAAGGACUCGGAGCAGUAUACAAAAGAUGAUUUUGGUGAUGACUUGGCUUGGGCUACUCUAAAAGGGAGAUGUUUUGAAUUGGAAGAAAAUGAAUAUUUGUACAAGCUCUGUUUAUUCGACAAAGCCACUCAGAAGAGCAAGAACAGUCAUAUUGAGACAGAUCUAGGACAGUGGAGUGGAUGGACUGGAACAGAACUGAAUAAGUUUGAGUUUCAAGUCUACCAGAAAGGGACGCCAUGCUGGAAUGGACCGGACCGGUCAACAAAAGUAGUUGUUGAAUGUGGAGAAGAGACUGAGUUGGUAGAAGCAUCAGAACCCAGCAAAUGUGAAUAUCUAUUUACAUUGCGUUCUCCAGCUGCAUGUCCGGACCCUGCUAAUAUCACUGACGAGCACGAAGAACUUUGA
Thelazia callipaeda (thelaziosis nematode) is the source of this 1602-nucleotide messenger RNA. The record is from the annotation of a GenBank genome assembly. Lineage: Eukaryota; Metazoa; Nematoda; Chromadorea; Rhabditida; Thelaziidae.